GUUAGCUUAGUUAUUUAGCUAACCGCGAGUAUUCCCCUGACCGUGUCGGCGCCGUUUACGGUGUGUGUUUUUUAUUUUUAUUUUUCCCAAACACCGUGGGGACCACGCAGUUGUGUUCGCUAACCGUCUUCUCACGUAGGCCAAAGAGGAUAAAUCACCGGAGCUUGUGUUUGAACGCAUUCCAAUGAUGAGUUAUGCUGAAAAGCCAGAUGACAUCACGAAAGAAGAGUGGAUGGACAAACUGAACAACGUUCACAUUCAGAGGGCGGACAUGAAUCGGCUCAUUAUGAAUUACCUGGUGACAGAGGGUUUUAAAGAGGCAGCGGAGAAGUUUCGGAUGGAGUCUGGCAUCGAGCCGAGUGUGGACCUGGACUCUCUCGAUGAAAGGAUAAAGAUCAGAGAGAUGAUCCUGAAGGGACAAAUACAGGAAGCUAUUGCACUCAUCAACAGCCUUCACCCAGAGCUACUUGACACCAAUCGAUACUUGUAUUUUCAUCUGCAGCAGCAGCAUUUGAUUGAGUUGAUCAGGCUCAGGGAGACAGAGUCAGCGCUGGAGUUUGCCCAGACACAACUGGCUGAGCAGGGGGAGGAGAGUCGAGAGUGUCUGACAGAGAUGGAGAGGACACUAGCUCUUCUGGCCUUUGACAACCCAGAGGAAUCGCCCUUUGGAGAUCUUCUCAACAUGAUGCAGCGGCAAAAGGUUUGGAGUGAGGUGAACCAAGCUGUGUUGGACUAUGAAAACAGGGAGUCAACACCUAAAUUGGCAAAGCUCCUGAAGUUACUGCUGUGGGCACAGAAUGAGCUGGACCAGAAGAAGGUGAAAUAUCCCAAAAUGACUGACCUCAGCACGGGCACCCUCGAGGACCCCAAGUGAACGCAACGAAGAACAGCCUCCUUCCACGUCUCUUUAAUUUAUAAUCAGUCAGUGACUGUGUGACAGCCAGGUAACAUAUGUACAAACAAAAGUCUACAUUGUUUUUUUUUUUGUUUCAUUCAUAAUUUAACUCAUUGUGUAAAACUGUAAGAUGCUGUAUUUGCAAAGUGACAGAAAUUAUGUAGUUUAAAUACUGACCAUGGCUUUUUAGAUUGAUCUUGGAGACAACAAAAUUCAAAUUGCUGUUUUAAAUCUUGUCGUUCUAAAGCUGAAAGUCAGUAGUAUUAUUUAUUGCAACCUCUAAUCCCCCACCAAAUACUUUGUCAGAGAGAGCUGGUGAUACAAAUGAACACUGUUGAUGCUGUGAUGUGAGGAGCCAAAAAAUUAAAGGUCAACUGUAAUGGUGCUCACUUUCAGAUCAAUGGAUAAUGAAGGUAUGUUCAGGUUGGGAUGACGCAUUAAUUUUGACACAAAAUGUGAAUAUUUUUCAAUUAAAUAGAAUAAUCCUCUUAAUAAUGUAAUAUAAUUUUAAUUUAUAUGAUAGUUAACUAUUUCAUUUCAUGUGAUGAUUGGCAAUGUGCCAUAUUGUCUUGGGAGUUUGAUCGUACCUUUACAGUAUGUUUAUGGGGUGAACGGCCUUGAACAAAUAUCAUUUUAAAUGUUUGUUGGAGGAAGUGACGGACUGUGACUAACGGGUUGAAAUAAGAGAUCUCUUUCUUGCCAAGUGAAGUGCCCUGGGCCUUUUUGACACGAGAGCAUGUGCUGCCCCAGCAUGUUCCAAGAGAUUGAGUCUGUUGAGACAUACUGUAGGAGCAGAGGUUGAAUUUAAAAUGAGAUAGUCUAGAUAAUAGGGUAGGAUUUACAGUCUGCUUGUUCUAAUCCAGAAAUGCUACGGACGGCCAGUUUUGCCUGUUGGUAUAACUAUAAAAUACAGUCAGACUGGAAAUAAUUAUAUUCCCUGACUUUCUUUUAAAUAAUGAUGAUCAAAAGCUUGAAAUUCUGAAUCUGAACUGACUAGUCAUAGAACCUACUAUCCAUCUUGACACUUUUAAGCGUUUCGCUUUAUGUGCAUGUAAGUGUAACUUUUUUUUUGUUUGUUUUUAAUGAGAAAAGGCUUGUUUAUUUUGUUUGGUUUACUUUUAUAAAAACAAGAAAACACAAAAAAAAACAACAACUUUGCUGCUAGCUUUCCAUCUUUAUCUUCUAUUUCAGGUUGAAUUGUCUUUAUAGAUAUUGGACUUGACAGACACUGAGACCCAGAGAAAUCACACCCCUUUUAUUAUUAAACAUUUUUAAGAUCAGAUUUGCAAUUAUUUAAAUAAACAAAACUUUUGUGAACCAUAAA
Solea solea (common sole) is the source of this 2219-nucleotide messenger RNA. Its product is annotated as glucose-induced degradation protein 8-B homolog. Gene Ontology annotation, biological process: positive regulation of canonical Wnt signaling pathway; proteasome-mediated ubiquitin-dependent protein catabolic process. NCBI's taxonomy places the organism in Eukaryota, Metazoa, Chordata, Actinopteri, Pleuronectiformes, Soleidae. The transcript is spliced from 5 exons. Gene Ontology annotation, cellular component: nucleus; cytoplasm. Bases 185 to 874 code for a protein of 229 amino acids. The record is from RefSeq and is a predicted model, not a curated record. Gene Ontology annotation, molecular function: protein binding.